Cylicocyclus nassatus is the source of this 369-nucleotide messenger RNA. The record is from the annotation of a GenBank genome assembly. Lineage: Eukaryota; Metazoa; Nematoda; Chromadorea; Rhabditida; Strongylidae.
AUGAUAUGCAUCUCAAUAAGAAAGUCCACUGCGCCAAAUACCUUCCUUAGUGGAUUUUGGUUGAAAGCAGGGAAACAAAGCGCAGAGAAAAACUUGUAUGGCAGCUGUUUGCUUCUUGAAAGCUAUGUGAAGAGUGGAGAUGUGGAUGUUAAGUACCUAAACAAUGAUGAGACUCUAUUUGGAAAAUGGCUGCGAGAUGCACACGUCAACAAUAUGAAUGACAGAAUCAUAAGAGGAAAAUGGCAAAUGGCUGCUAUAGAAGACUGCUUGUACAGAAACAAGCUUUUGUCGCAUUAUGUAUUGUUCGGAGACCUGGAUGAAAGAGUUAUUCCCACGGAAAAGAUGACCCUCAGCGAGUUUGUCCAGUGA